Messenger RNA from Didymodactylos carnosus, 371 nucleotides. NCBI's taxonomy places the organism in Eukaryota, Metazoa, Rotifera, Eurotatoria, Philodinida, Philodinidae. The record is from the annotation of a GenBank genome assembly.
AUGUCGUCCUCCGCGUGUUUCGUGGAAGUGUCGUUCAUCGAAGUGCCAUUCACGAAAUGUCGGUGUAUACAUUUCAGCUUGUCUCUCAGCUGUUAAAAACAAACUACAUCAGGAUUUCUUCCUUUCUUGAAUUCCACUUUCGUUGAAAUGUAAAAAGCGAUUUGACUUUCACAUUUUGCAGUAAGGCCAAAUUGAACACAUUAUGGGUUGAGCUCCAAUAUGCAGCUACACAUCCUUCUUAUACACUGACGAGGGAAGGCCACCAACUGCCCCAUCGCUUUUGGCUUGAAACCUAGUGGACAAUAGGUAAUCGACCAUGCUAAUGCCGAAUAUGAUAGCCGUUUUCCCCCGCAGGCGUUUUCUAGUCGGUC